ACUGAAAUGAUUGCCUCACAAUUACUACCUACAGUCUUCCUCCAAGUCAACAUGCAGUCAUCUUCAACCUUUUUCUAUUACUACUACUACACUCGGGUCUGACUAAAACAUUAAUGGCUAUUCUACUUUCAUUUCUCACUUUUUCUCUUCUCUUACUUCCAUUUUCCAUUUCCUCAGCACCUAAUUACAUCUUCCCUGAAAAACACUUCAUCAAUUGUGGUUCUGAUUCUUCCAUCCUACUCAACCGCGGCGGAGGCAGCAAUACUUUUGCCGCCGACCCCCACCACAGUGACUCCGUUAAAGACCACACGACUACUGCAGCGUCAGCUGGAAUCUAUCAAACUGCUAGAAAGUUCACUAAAUCUGGGUCAUACAAUCUCCCAAUUGAUGAAUGUGGGGUUUACAUGGUACGGCUUCAUUUCUUUGCUUUCUUUUCUCUAUUGGAUGCGGAAUUUAGUGUUUCCGCUGCUGGGUUUUUGCUAUUGUCCAAUUUCAGUAUACCCAGAAACACAACUUCCCCUGUUAUCAAAGAGUUUCUGGUUCCUGUACUAAGAGGUCGUAAUUUAGAAAUCAUUUUCAGACCUGAUUCUUCUUUUGCAUUUGUUAAUGCGAUAGAAGCAUUUGUUACUCCUCAAGGUUUCAUUUCUAAUUUCAAUGACACCACCCAUGUCACUAGCAGUAACAAUGAUUUGUCCUCGACUGUUUUGAAUGUUAUUCAUAGAAUUAAUGUUGGGGGUUCUGAUAUCACCGAUGAUACGGAUACCAUGAGAAGAAAUUGGGUAGCUGAUGAUGAUUACUUACUUAUCAAAAGAUUAGCUACGAAUCAUUCAAUAUAUAGUAAUAGGCCUAAAUAUGAUCAAGAAAGAGGGGCUACUCAGUAUGAUGCUCCUGAUUUGGUUUAUAGAACUGCCAAAGAAAUGAAUAGUAGUCAUGUUGUGACUCAAAGUAACAACUUUUUUAACAUAACUUGGGGUUUUGAUGUGAAGAGGAAUGGUACAUUUUUCGUACGUCUACACUUUUGUGACAUUGUUAGUGUUCAGCGGAAUGGUACAGUUUUCAAUGCAUACAUAUAUGGUAUGUUUGGUAAGCCAAUUAGUCCAUAUGAUAGAUUUGGAGAUUUUGGAGUUCCUUUUUAUGUUGAUUUUGUGGUGGAUUCAGAUGGUUCUGGUUUUAUGAAUAUCUCAAUUGGUCCUCGGAAUGAUUCAAGGUCUCUAAAUGCUUUUUUGAAUGGGGUGGAAAUCAUGGAGUUGAUUAAUGAUCGGGUUGAGUGGAGUGAACAAACCAAGAAGAAUGUUUGGAUAAUUGUUGGUUCUGUUGUUGGAGGCACGGUUCUCAUUUCUGUUUCUUUUAUAGUGAUCUUGUGUUGUUUGAAACCAAGAAAAGCACAAACGGUUGAGAACUCGAGUUGGUGGCCGAGGAUGAGUGUUAAAUCUGGAAGUACAGAUGAUAGGACUACUGUAAGAACUCCAAUUGGUAGCACUACUCCUGAUAUGAACCUUGGGUUAAAGAUAUCUUUCGCGGAGAUUUUGCAUGCUACUAAUAAGUUUGAUCCCAAAUUUAUGAUUGGUGAGGGUGGUUUCGGGAAAGUUUACAAAGGAACUUUACACAGUGGUGUUAAAGUGGCCGUGAAAAGAAGCGAAGCUGGACAUGGCCAGGGUCUUAUGGAAUUCCAAACUGAGAUAAUGCUCUUGUCCAAAAUCCGCCAUCACCAUCUUGUUUCAUUGAUUGGUUAUUGUGAUGAACAAAAUGAGAUGAUACUUGUUUAUGAAUUCAUGGCGAAGGGAACUUUGAGAGAGCAUUUGUAUAGUUCAAAUGAAGAUCUUGGUAAAUCAUCUUCACGGUCAGAAUUAUCGUGGGAUCAAAGGCUUCAAAUUUGUAUAGGUGCAGCUAAUGGUCUACAGUACCUUCAUGCCGGCUUACCUGAGCCAACUAUUCACAGGGAUAUUAAGUCAACGAACAUACUUCUUGAUGAAGAUUUUGUUGCCAAAGUUGCUGAUUUCGGUCUCUCCAAAUCAGGUCAACCUGAAGAAACACACAUUGUUACUGCUGUUAAAGGUAGCUUCGGUUAUCUUGAUCCCGAGUACCUGAAAUCAAUGCAACUAACUCAAAAGUCUGAUGUCUAUUCUUUUGGAGUUGUACUUCUUGAAGUACUUUGUGCUAGACCAGCUGUUGAUAACCUGCUUCCAAGAAAUCAAAUGAACUUAGCUGAAUGGGGACUUUCUUGGCUAAAAGAAAACCAGAUCGAAAAGAUAAUCGAUCCAUUUCUUGUUGGUAAAAUUAACCCAAACUCUCUAAGGAAAUUCGGAGAAACAGCAGAGAAGUGUCUGCAAGAGAAUGGCACUGAUAGGCCUAAUAUGAUGGAUGUGUUGUGGGACUUGAAUUACGCUCGACAGCUUCAACACCCUACAAUGGCCCAACAAUCUCAUGAGGAUUCCAAAUCCGAUGUUUCGUGGCAAAUGGCAUUGCCUGGUAUAAAUCGCUUACCAUCUAUAAAUGUAAGCACAAGCUGUGUCAGUGUCACUGAAAGCGAGGUUCUUUCAGAAUUGAGGAUCGAUGAAACCAGAUGAUUUGUGGCCUCGAUGUUGUUAGCAUUCAUUGGACCUCUCCACUGGUCAGGUGAAGGGGAUUGGUAAAGAGGAAAAUGGACUCUACAUACUACAGGAAGGACCAAGUCAUAUUCCAAAGAAGCUGGUCAAUAGUAGUAGAGGUCUUGAUCAGUCCAAUAAAACUGUUAAU
Messenger RNA from Solanum lycopersicum (tomato), 2736 nucleotides. RefSeq names its product probable receptor-like protein kinase At5g24010. Lineage: Eukaryota; Viridiplantae; Streptophyta; Magnoliopsida; Solanales; Solanaceae. Gene Ontology annotation, cellular component: plasmodesma; plasma membrane. The record is from RefSeq and is a predicted model, not a curated record. Gene Ontology annotation, biological process: protein autophosphorylation. Gene Ontology annotation, molecular function: transmembrane receptor protein tyrosine kinase activity; ATP binding.